Messenger RNA from Aplysia californica (California sea hare), 3059 nucleotides. RefSeq lists its product as uncharacterized. The record is from RefSeq and is a predicted model, not a curated record. The transcript has 2 exons. NCBI's taxonomy places the organism in Eukaryota, Metazoa, Mollusca, Gastropoda, Aplysiida, Aplysiidae. Bases 149 to 2977 code for a protein of 942 amino acids.
GGAGUGUGGUGGCGAUUGUGGUGGUGAUUGUGGUGGGGAAUGUGGAGGGGAUUGUAUACUAAAAGAAGCGCUGUCCCACAGAAGGGGAGGCAGAGCAGAAGAUGAGGUAGGCCAUAACUUUGAGGAAUAUCCCCGAGGUUUACUACCUAUGGCAAUGGCUGAUAAUAUUCUGGGGAACAGCCGCAACAAGAGGUGUCUGAGUCAGACGUUCUCAUCCUUGAAGAAUGGAGAUUUUAAGUACAAAAGCAGUCCCUGGGAAGGUUUAUGUUAUUAUUGUAUGGAUUGCCUUUCCAGAGAGAUGCCUUGUGGACAUUUCUUCUGUAGUAAAGAACGCCUGUUUCGAGAGAGUCCUUUCAUAGAUUUAGUUUAUGAAGAAAGUUCUCGUACAGAAUGUUCUAGUAGAGAUUUGUUGAAUGGAGAAUGUCUUCACGACGCGAGGCGCAGUGGGGAGCGUAUCUGCGUAGAGUGCCAGAAUGAAUCUGUUCGAGUCCUGGUUGAGUGGCACAGCGGUGAGCGUAUCUGCCGAGAGUGUAAGGCUGAAACAGUUCGAAUCCAGGACGAGAACAACAGCAGCAGCCCGGCUGACAACCUGAGAUCGGAGGUGGAGGAUUCGAACCCGCGCGGCGUGGAGCAGAUCUCUCCGCGGGAGGGCCCAAGCUGUUCCGUGGGGGAGGACGGGAGGAGGGCCACCACAAAGCCGAGCUCCCGGCGAGCUUUCCAGCCGUGGCGCCAUCUGCCGGCGGGCCGGGGCCGGGGCCGGGGGGAAGAGAAGCAGGCGAGAGGUCAGUGUGGUGAGUCCGGCCACUCGUCGCUGUGUCAUUACGUCGACGACGGCGAGGGAAAACUUGUCAGGGAUUUCCGCACGCAGGUCACGGCCACGGACAUCAAGCCUAGCAGAGAGGCGCAGACUGGGUCCUCCUUGAGGUUGGAAAAAAGAGGAGAGUCAGAGGUGCUGCCUGGUGUUCUAAACGACCCCAGUACAGAUUGUCUUCUUUUAACGUCCUCUGACCUACUUAAAAAUAUGGAUGCGGAAAAUGCACAUCUGACGUCUCAUGACAUUCUGAAGAACAUGAGUACCAAAUGUGUACCACGAUUGUGUCCUAGGAUGUGGAAGGAGAAGGAGGAGCGAGCUGAGAGCCAUCGGCACGGCAGUAAAAAUAUGCCAAAAAUCGAGAAAGUCAAGGCGAGGCACACCAAGACGGUGGCAGAUUUCCCCCCUCGAGUUGUCGCCCCGGACAUCUGUGUCAGAGCCUCCGCUCAGACCGAGGCGUCUCCGAGGGCUGAGGGAAGUGCGGCUUUGUCUGGGCCAGCGUCGGCUGGUGGCGUCCACGGAAGUGAGUCGUCACAGCCUGACGCGCGUGUUCCCUGCCAAACCCCUUCUUGUGUGGCACGUGGGUCCGCGGGGGAAGGUAAUCAUUGUCUUCACAGUCCAGUGAGAGCGACGGACAUUCAGGAUUCUGGUCGUGCACAGACUUGUCCUUCACUUGUGUCGACAGUUGAUCCGUUUGUGCCCGGGGAAAGAGCGAGAAGAAAGAUGGAUGUGCACAGAGGCAGCCGGUCCGAAACAUGGGAAGAUCUAGAGUUCCGCUCUGAUGACGAGCAGAGAGCUAAACGUUCGUCUCCGGACAAGCAAAAGAUUCAAAAUCCCUCUCCCGAUAAACUGAAAGCUGAGAGUCCACUUUCUGACAACCGGAAGGUUGGCUGUUUGCCUCCUCCUAGUCCCAGCAAGCAGACACCUGACAAAGAGUCCAGUCCAGUUCUUUGCCGAGUGGAUAAUUGCCCCGCUAGUGUCAUACAGACGGAGCUUUCCGUCGCUGAGGAACUCCUCUCUAUCGGAGGGCCAGGGGUCGUUGACCGUGCUGCAGAAGACGGCUUGGGUCGUGGGGCGUUGUUUCUAGCUCAGACAGGGGCACGUUAUAACUCGAGCCACGCAGGCACGCAAGUUGUUGUCUUAGACCUAGGCACGUGCGCCCAUACGCAGACGGAAGAGUGCUCUUAUCUUACGUUGAGUCCCGAUACGAUUAAGCCAAAGUUGCUCGAGAGCGUGGGACACGUCAGCACGCAAGUGCUCGCCUUAAACUUAGGCACGUGCACCCAUACGCAGACCGCUGAGUCCGCUCAAGGUUCUCAUACAAAACUGAAUCUCGAUGCGAAUGAGCAAAAGUUGUACGAGAGAGUCUUCCCCCACACUGAAGUGACUUCAGUGACCCUCAACAAACGGUCCGAUCCACAGGCCUUGGCAGCAAGUCCGAGAAAGGUGAACCAUUCUUACGUCACGCAGAUGGGCUGGCCGGGAGUCGCCAUCUUAGACAACUUUUCCCGCUCUCGUCUCCAUUUCGUUAAUCCGGAGAGCCAGCAGUCGGCGCGAGCGGCAGGUGUGGUAGACAUUUUCCCGAAGAAGCAACAGCAGAGGUUGGACGACCUCACCGCCCCCCUGGCUGACCUCAACAACUACCGUCAAAGUCAAAGUCGUGUCGAGUUUUUGCCCGCAGCAAAAGUCUCUGUGAAUCGAGUUUGCCAGCGAGAAAAAGUAGCCGACAAUUCAGACGGCGCUGGAGGACGUAUGAAGAUCAUGAUUUGUGCUCAGAAAGAGAUUGCUUGCGAUGAAGAGGAUAAUAGUAACAAAGGAGACGAAAAGGAAGAAGAAGAAGAGGAAAAGGAGGGUCAGGCGCACGGAAGAGAGAGGUGGGAUGAAAAGGAAGAACAUUCUGAGGUACAACCAGAGGAACUCACGUUGCUCUUGCGGGAUAGGUUCAGCGAUAGCCUUCAAGACGUGGGCACUGCUGGUGUGACCCAGAUGUCGAAGGGCACAGAGAGGGGCGGCACGGGGGGAGGGAACCCCGGAAACCUUGGCAGACGACAGCACGUGCCGUACAGGCGGAAGCGGAUACGGAACUGUGGCCCCAGUGUGUCCACCCAGACCCAAGGGACCGCCGGAAGUGCGUCAUCACGGGAAGACACGCCGCCUGGACAUUGAUACAGUGCCACGUCAUGAUGUGUUAUAUCUGGGAUGCGUGGAUGUGCGCGGGCGUUUGUGUGUGUGUGUGUGUGUGUGCGUG